AUGGCGAGCGACGACUCGGACUCCGAUGAUUCUUUCUACGGAGCCAUGGAUCGGCUUGUGGAAAGCAUCAGAGAGAGCCUGUCACCAGAGCUGCUCGCACUGGUUGGACGCCGACUGUUCGAAGGACAGAGCACCAUUCGCGCCGACCCAGCCGAUACACUCAAGGUCUUGUCCAAGUUUCUCAAGCUCUCCGCCAAACCUUGCAGCAAGGAGGUCAAGAUGGACGUCGGAAAUGCUAUCCUGGACAAGUCUGAUCCCGUGAAUCUCUUUUUCGGCUGCUUACCGAGCCCCGAGUCACACGAGAUGCGUCAUGUGAAUGGCGGACAGGCGAUCUUCGAUGCAUACGAUCACGCGCACGAAGUGCUGGAGUACUUCGCACUCGUUCAUGGGAGAGAGAAGUUGAAGACGCAAUACAAGGGUACACUUCUCGACAAGCUCUUCGAGGAGUUCGGGGAAAUCUCCCGUCUCACCGUCCUUUUCCAAAUCGUCUUCGUCCAGUAUCUUUUGUCUAUCAAUUACAAUGGCUACUAUAUUGUGUCGGCAGACGAUGGAAUGGUGAAAGUCUUCAUGGAUUGCUCCGCGCCAGAGGAUCUCCAGAACGAGUCCAUUUACAAGGGUGUAUCUCCGGGCCUGGACCUUUCCCUUCCGAAGGUCGAGGCUGCACUCCAUGCCUUUGGCUUCGACCUUGCGAAAGAUCAUUUCUCAGCCAACGGCGGUCUUCAGGAUACUCUUAAGCUUCCGCAACAUCAGUUUGAGGAGCAGUGCCUGGCAUUAAGAGAGACUCUGAAGUCAGAUGCAGAGGGCCUGCUGGUCAGGGUCAAAGACUUCUUGUACUCGACUGUCGGCCCCAAGGACGAGAAAUUCAGGACGAUUACCGCUCUUCUCUCCGAUGUUUAUUUCAGGAUGGGCCGGGCUCCGAAAGCAGUCGAGCUCCAACAAGAAAUUCUGCAGAGCUGCCACGAGCACUUGGGGACAGAACACCCGGACACUUUCCGGGCGCGAGACAGAUUAGGAUGCACAAAAUGGCUUCAAGGUCGUUUCACCGAGGCCCGACAGCACCAAGAGAUUGCGGUCGAAAGGUUCAAAAGGUUACUGGAUAUCGGCACAAACCACGAGUACAGGUUCGAGGCCAUGGACAAUCUCGGCCGGACCAUUGGCAAGUUCUGGGAGACCCACCACUUUAAACAGGCUUAUGAGUUGCAUCACGAGGCCGUGCAGGGAUUGAGCAAGGUACUCGGACCAGACCACGACAAGACGCUCACCGCCAAGGAGAGCCUGUGCCGGGUGGCGCUGGUGCUGCGAGCACAGCGGAAACACACGUUUAAUCCCCUGGAGCUGAUCACAGAAGUAGCCGAGACACGCAAGGUCAACUUCGGAAAAGAGCACCCUUUGACCUUGCUGGCAACAGCGAACCUGAUUAUCGCCAAGAUGGAAGCUGGGCACCUCGAGGAUGCGGAGACAAUGGUCAGGGAGGGCUUAGAGGUCGCGAUACGAACUCUGGGCACCGACUACUACUACGGGACGAUCCACGGCCGCGAUAUACUAGGGUGCGUCCUGAUCCAGCAGGGCCGCUAUGCUGAAGCCCAGGAGGUCUUCAUCCACGUCGUCGAGAGCCAGAAACGGCUGGAGAUAAGGCGUGGUGACCAUCACCCCGAGCGCCUUGCGUCUCUGAUUCAGCUUGCCAAGGCAGUGUCUCAUCAGGGGAGAGUUAAGGAUAGUAUAAAGAUCUGUGAGGAGACGAUCGAGGGCUUGGAGAUCAUCUCCAAAGCACCGCACCCCUUGAGGGCCGGCAUGAUCAGAGCUCGAGACCAGAUGGUUCCGCUCCUCAGCUCGCCGCAGCACAAAGACCAUACAAAAGUUGAGUUUCCGUGGAUUUUGUUCCCCGGUGGCCCUUGA
Molecule: messenger RNA, 1896 nt
Organism: Diaporthe citri
Lineage: Eukaryota; Fungi; Ascomycota; Sordariomycetes; Diaporthales; Diaporthaceae
Exons: 4
Coding region: 1-1896 (631 amino acids)
Molecular function (GO): protein binding
Source: RefSeq, a predicted model, not a curated record